GGCCGUCGCCGCCGCGAUGAGCCUCAUGCUCCGGGCGUGGCCGCGCGAGGCGGCCGCCCCCGCCGGCCGCCCGCUGGAGGCCGGUCCGGCGGCGGCGAGCCUGCUGCCGCACCGGAGCGACGAGGAGGACCGCGGGCCGUGCCCGGCGGCGCGGGGCGUCGCGGUCGCCCCGGGCACCACGACCGCGCCGUCCGGGCGGCACCUCGCGCGCCUCGCGGCCGGGCUGGCCGCCGCGGCCCUCGCGGCCACCGCGCCAGCGGCGGUGCGGGUCUGCUGGUCGGGCCUGGGGCCGCGCUCAAGGGCGGCAGUGCCGCUCUGGGGGCCCGAGGCUGGCGGCCAGACGAGUCGGCUCCAGGAGCUCGACGCCGUCCCAGCGGCCGUCCUCUCGAGCAACCCCGGCGCCGCCGUCGUCGACGCCUCGGCGGGCGCCCUGUCGAGCAACCCGGGCGCAGCCGUCGUCGGUGCCUCGGCGAGCCUCCUCGAUAGCAGCGCGACUAGCUUAGGGGGAUCCCUGGGCGGCCUGGCCACCGCCGGCAGCUGCGCAGCGCUCGGCUGCGGGGAGUUCGACCGCGGCCGCCCCUGCCAGUGCAACCAGCAGUGCCUGAGGCACAGCAACUGCUGCUCGGACUACGACACCGCGUGCGCCGCCGCCAGUCCGCCGCCCAGCGGCCAGGUGCCGCUCGCCGCGCCGCUGGGCGGGACCGCGGCGGCCGUCGCGCAGUCGGCGCCGCCGACGCGGGCGGAGGCGGAGCAGAUGGCGGCCUCGAUGGCGGCGUCUUCGCCCGCCGCACCGCUGGGUGACACAGCGGCGGCCGUCGCGCAGUCGGCGCCGCCGACGCAGGCGGAGGCAGAGGAGAAGGAGGAGCGGACGGCGGCCCCGAUGGCGGCGCCUCUGCCAGGACGGCCCUCCGCCGCGGCUCCAGCGCCGCCGCCGCCCGCCGCGGCCGAGGCAGGCCUCGCCUCGGGCGGCAACGCCACCGAGGCGUGGGCCUGCUACGCCUACGACUCCACCAGCGGGGAGUCCGACGAGUGGUGCCGGGCGGUGGGCACGGCCCAGGACGACGGCUGGGAGUACCGGCUCGUGGCCAGCGCGCGAUUAGGAGUGAAGGCAUCAGGCUUGGAGUGCGGCAGCGGCUGCAACUGUUGCCGGCGCCGGGUCGGCGAACAAGCGGGCGGAGUGCCCUCGAGCAGCAACAGCAGCGGUUCCGCCGCCACGUCGGGCGUCCCCAGCAUCAGCAGCGGUGCCGCCGCCGCGACGGGCGCCACGCCUUUCACGACCGCCAGCACGGCCGGGGGCGCGGCCGCGGGCGCCGCCGCUCCCUCCGCCGGCGAGGGGCUCGCCGACGGCAGCCGUCUGGCGUCUCCGGCCUACGCUGUCGCAGCGGAGCCCGCCGCCGAGCCCGCCGGGCCCACCGGAUCGCUCGGCAACGGCCCGCCGACGGGCGCCCUCUCCAGCAGCCAGGGCGGCGCCGCCGUCGUUCCUUUUGGGGGAGGCAUCCUAGACGACAUGUCGGUCAGCGAGCAUGGCUCCCUGGACAGCCUCCCCUCCCUCAACGACGGCGCCUGGGGCGACGACGGCACAGGCGGCGACGCUGGCGGCGGCCCGCAGAGGCAUUCGUUCUACAUGUACCGUGCGCAGGAUUGCCCGCUUGUCCGCGCUUUUGGCUGUCCGCUGCCAAUUGGCCCAUCUGCAUGUCGUUCUUCUUGC
Prorocentrum cordatum is the source of this 1708-nucleotide messenger RNA. NCBI's taxonomy places the organism in Eukaryota, Dinophyceae, Prorocentrales, Prorocentraceae. The record is from the annotation of a GenBank genome assembly.